AUGUUGAAAGUUAAUAACAUGCUGUUAGAAAAUAUAUUGCCAGCACACGUUGUUCAAGUAUAUUUAGACCUUAAUAGAUCAUUAGAUGAAUUGUAUUACGAAAAGUACGACAACGUGGCUGUUAUGUUUGCAUCACUGACUGAUUAUAAACUCGGAGUCGAAGAAGAUGGUGAUUUGAGUGAUAAGUUUGUAUUGAGAAUUUUGGAUGAAGUUAUAUCAGAUUUUGAUAGACUUUUGCUAACUGGAACGUCUGUUUAUAAAGUUGAAAAAAUUAAAAUGGCUGAUUGGACAUACAUGGCCGCUUGUGGACUAGACCCGAAUCGACGCGAGUCCAUGGACUCCUCGUCUUUCAACUCAAUCGUUGACAGAAAGCAAAAUAGUCCAUAUAAUCGUGCGCUAGUACUAACAAUGGUGGAAUUUGCAGCGGCUAUGAUGAAGCAAUUAAAAAAUUUUAAUCGAGGAUCUUUUCAGAGUUUUGAAGGCCUAAAUUUACGUAUUGGUAUUUCUAACGGUGAAGUCGCGGCAGGAGUCGUUGGUUCCCUUAAGCCGCUGUAUGACAUUUGGGGCAAUGCUGUAAAUAUGGCCUCUAGAAUGGACUCAACCGGGGAAGCUGGACGAAUCCAAGUAACAGAAAAUACUGCGAUAUUAUUAGAUGGAUGUGGCGUGCUGACUUCAUAUCGUGGAGAAACCUUUGUAAAAGGUCCGGGAUAUAUCAAGACGUACUUUGUGCCCCUUGACGAGAACUUUAAUUUAAUAAAGAAGGAUCAGAUCAAUACAUUAAUGAUAAUGAACUUGAGAAAGGCUGUGAUG
Messenger RNA from Iphiclides podalirius (scarce swallowtail), 810 nucleotides. The record is from the annotation of a GenBank genome assembly. NCBI's taxonomy places the organism in Eukaryota, Metazoa, Arthropoda, Insecta, Lepidoptera, Papilionidae.